CCCGCCAAAAGGUACCACGAUGGCGUGUUCGUGGAAACAGACCGCACGAAUGGUACAGGAACCAUGUUUCAUGUUACUGGCGACAUCAUUGCACAAAGCGGCAUGCGAUACGAGGAGAAAGAAAACUGGGUUCCUGGACAGUCGGCGCGUUUGCAUCGAAUAACGCCCAUUGGAUUCGUUAAUGAGGACGACGUCGACUCCGACAAGAUCAGCUCCGUCCUGCGUUCUUUGCCGACACCGACGAAACAGCAGGGAGUCAACUUCUGGAAGCGAAGCUCUGAGCCCGGGGCGAUCGAAAUAAUCUGGACAAAGGAGGAUGGAGAGCCAUAUGGAGCAGGCGAGGGGCGGAGACCAGUAAUCAAAUGCAACGAAUGGACGGAUCUUGCUAUUCAAACGCUGCGCAGCCGAGGCUUGCUG
Zymoseptoria tritici IPO323 is the source of this 417-nucleotide messenger RNA. RefSeq lists its product as uncharacterized. The transcript has a single exon. The annotation marks the transcript as partial. The record is from RefSeq and is a predicted model, not a curated record. NCBI's taxonomy places the organism in Eukaryota, Fungi, Ascomycota, Dothideomycetes, Mycosphaerellales, Mycosphaerellaceae.